Sinocyclocheilus rhinocerous is the source of this 917-nucleotide messenger RNA. RefSeq names its product stress response protein nst1. The transcript is spliced from 4 exons. The record is from RefSeq and is a predicted model, not a curated record. Bases 97 to 861 code for a protein of 254 amino acids. NCBI's taxonomy places the organism in Eukaryota, Metazoa, Chordata, Actinopteri, Cypriniformes, Cyprinidae.
CGAUAGGGGGCGCCAGUACGCUGUAAUUCAUUCUCACCCACAGGAGCAAAAGGACAGGAGAAGAAAACACAAUGCUAAACAAAACAAAAAAUUAAAAUGGACUCAGAGGAUGGAGUCUUUAAAUGGACUGAUGCCAACACGGCAGAUCUGAUUGUAUGGAGAGUCAGUAACAGCAGUCUGUUUACAGGCAGGAGAAAUGCAGCCAUCAAAGCCUUUGAGCUGUAUGUGAAGGAGAAACAGCUGGUGGGGAAAGUGACGCCUGCAUGGGUUAGAAAGAAGUGGGAGAAUCUAAAACAGAAGUAUAAGGACCUCAAAAGCCUCAGUAUGGUUGGGGGAGACGCAUCAAUUGCAACCUGGAAGUGGUAUGCAAUCAUGGAUGAAGCACUGAGUAGCGAGACCCCCCUCAACCAUUUCAUCACGCCUGUCCAAGUGUCCUCAUCUGCUCAGGAUGCUCCACCCAUCAAGCAGAGAAAGGAAGAGGACUGGCUGACAGCUGUGCGGGAGAUGGAAAGGAGACAGGAGGAACGAGAGAGGCAAGCUUCAGAGAGAGAGGACGAGAGAGACAGACGAGCUGCAGCAAGAGAAGAAGAGCGAGACAGACGGGCUGCAGAGAGAGAUGCUGAAAGAGAUCGAAGGGCUGCAGAGAGAGAAGAAGUGAGAGAGAGACAGACGCUGGAGAGGGAGGAGAGGAGGGAACGAGAAUUAUUUGCGAGACAGGAACGGUGGGAGAAAGACAUGCUGACUAGAGAAGAAAGGCAGGAAAGGGACUACAGAGAAAGAGAGGAGAGGAGAGAAAGAGAAGCUGCUGCUAGAGAAGAGAGGCUUUUUAAGCUCCUUGAGACAUUUAUGGCCAAUAAGUAAAACUGUUACUGAUACAUUCCAAGAAUUGCUUAUUUUCUACAAAUAAACUCUUUUGC